This is a messenger RNA of Erinaceus europaeus (western European hedgehog), 1598 nucleotides long. RefSeq names its product olfactory receptor 13C7-like. The record is from RefSeq and is a predicted model, not a curated record. The transcript has 2 exons. Gene Ontology annotation, molecular function: olfactory receptor activity; G protein-coupled receptor activity. The coding region runs from base 232 to 1191 and encodes 319 amino acids. Gene Ontology annotation, cellular component: membrane. Lineage: Eukaryota; Metazoa; Chordata; Mammalia; Eulipotyphla; Erinaceidae. Gene Ontology annotation, biological process: G protein-coupled receptor signaling pathway.
CUCUUUUGGCUACACUACACUGCCAAAAUUUCUCAGCACCUCACUGCUGGCCCCAGAGUAGUAGGUAUAGACAAGACUACAAGCAAGGCCAGGUCUCAGGACAUGCAGCAUCCCACACCUGCAGGAUACAGCCCAGAGUAGAGGCUUGACUCCAUACUGAAAGCCUGGGAUUCUUCUCCAGAAAGUCUGAUGUGCUGCCUUACAUUUUGCUGAGGUCAGAGGAAAUAUGCCAUGGAAAAAGCCAAUAGGACAAGCCUCGUGGAAGGCUUCAUUCUCCUUGGGCUCUCAACUCAUCCAAGACUAGAAAAAAUGUUCUUUGUGCUCAUCCUGCUGAUGUACCUGGUGAUCCUGCUGGGCAACGGGGUCCUCAUCCUGGUUACCAUCUUUGACUCCCGCCUGCACACACCCAUGUACUUCUUCCUGGGGAACCUCUCCUUCCUGGACAUCUGCUACACCACCUCCUCUGUGCCCCUGGUACUCGACAGCUUCCUCACCCCCAGGAAAGCCAUCUCCUUCUCAGCCUGUGCUGUGCAGAUGCUACUUUCCUUCGCCAUGGCAGGGACAGAGUGUGUGCUCCUGGGCAUGAUGGCGUUUGAUCGCUAUGUGGCCAUCUGCAACCCCCUCAGGUACCCUGUGAUCAUGAGCAAGGCUGCCUAUGUGCCCAUGGCUGUCAGCUCCUGGGCAGGUGGUAUCAUCAACUCUGUAGUUCAGAUUUCCCAGGCAAUGGCAUUGCCCUUCUGUGGGGACAAUGUCAUCAACCACUUCACCUGUGAGAUCCUGGCUGUCCUGAAGUUGGCCUGUGCUGACAUCACCAUCAAUGUCAUCAGUAUGGUUGUGGCCAAUGUCAUCUUCCUCGCAGUCCCAGUGCUGUUCAUUUCUGUCUCCUAUGUGUUCAUCAUUGCCACUAUCCUGAAGAUCCCUUCAGCUGAGGGCAGGAAAAAGGCCUUUUCCACCUGCUCUGCCCACCUUGCUGUGGUGAUUAUAUUCUAUGGCACCUUAUUUUUCAUGUACGCCAAACCCAAAUCUAAAGACCCACUGGGGGCAGAUAAGGGGGACAUUUCAGACAAACUCACCUCCCUCUUCUAUGGGGUGGUCACCCCCAUGCUUAACCCUAUCAUCUAUAGCCUCAGAAACAAGGAUGUGAAAGCUGCUGUGAAGAAUCUGGUUUUUCAGAAACACUUCCUCAAGUGAUAGUGGAAAGAACUCAGUGUCUCUGCCUUCUACUUUCACCAGAGUCUCAAGGAUAAGUUGGAAGCUUAACUUCAUCUCUAUACAUAGGUAAAUCUACUUGUACAGCAUCUCCCUAAUGUAAAAUGUACUAUGUGAACAGGAAGCACUAAAUGUACCUUUCAUUCCAUUCAUUCUGUAAACAGUUUUAUGAGAGGAUAUUCAACUUUGCCUUUCCUGAGAGUUGUCAUUCUCUACCAUGGCACAGAAGAUGUCAAUGUCAAGGAAAUCUCUUUCAGCUUUGUUGUUGGACUCAUGAAAAGCUCAUACCUGUAGAUCUAUAAUUCAAUGGCUUCUUGGUUUCUCUCUUUGAUGUAUUUGAAUCUUUCUCUACUUUCAUGUUACCUUUCAUUACUUCUUACAAAAUAUUA